AUGGCGGGAAGGGACGAGCACGGCGAGCGGGGGGGGUCCGACGCCGCUGUCAAUGGCCCUGCGGUGGCGCAGAUCGUCAAGAUCGGCGGCGCUGCGCUGACGGACAAGGGGACGCCGGAGUGCCUGCGGGAGGGGGCGCUGAGGGACACGGCGCGGAUGCUGAGGCGCGUGAUGGACGGCAACGGACCCGCGCGGCGCCUCGUGGUCGUGCACGGGGCCGGAUCUUUUGGCCACAUCCAGGCCAGUAGGUCGGGGGUGGCGGGAGGCGGCCUCGACAGCGACGCCGUCAGGCGUGGCUUUGUGGAGACCAGGCUUUCGGUGACAAAACUCAAUCACCACGUGGUUGCUGCGCUGGCCAAAGAGGGUCUACCGGCAGUGGGAGUGCCGAUAUGUGGCUACUGGACGACUUCUAAUCGGCAGGCAGGUUGCCAAGGAUGGUUGUCAGGCUGUUGUUGA
Ostreobium quekettii is the source of this 456-nucleotide messenger RNA. Lineage: Eukaryota; Viridiplantae; Chlorophyta; Ulvophyceae; Bryopsidales; Ostreobiaceae. The record is from the annotation of a GenBank genome assembly.